UAUUGGCUGAAGGCAAUACUGGUUUCUUUAGUGUAGAGAAUGUCGGCAAACGUGACCUCGACGAUGAAUGCAACACAGACAUCGAACUGCUCAAAUCCAGUUACUGAGGCAAAAGGAAUCGGAUUCACCUUUGCUUACAGCUUCAUUUUGAUUGUCUCUCUGAUUGGAAAUGGUUUCAUCGGAUUGAUUGUUUUCAAGUCAAAAACUAUGAGAAGGCCCAUUAACUUCUUAAUCGUAAACAUGGCCAUGUCUGAUUUGAUGUUUCCUGUUUUUGUCUUCUCCCGGAUCAUAACACAGAUACAAACCAACUCCUGGAUUAUCAGUGGUUCCCCUGGCCAGGUGUUGUGUAAGCUGAUAUCUUUUCUCUCGGAAGUCUCUGUUGCCGUGUCUAUUCAGAGUCUGGUUCUGAUAGCAGUGGAUCGAUUUGUUGCUGUGGUGUAUCCCCUCCGUUCUCCAGUCGUCGGUUCAAAGCGGUGUCCUUUCUUCAUCCUGGCUACCUGGAUCUUGGCCAUGGCCAUUAAGUUCCCAUAUCUCAUCGCCUUUGAACUUGUCGAGUAUCCUUCAGCAAGGAUAGAAUGUGAGCCUCACUGGGAAAAAGUCUUCGGACAUACUUCCAACUUCACAGACUACGUCCUGGCAAAUAUAAUAACACUUUAUUAUAUGCCUUUGGUUUUGAUUGCCGUUCUUUACAUUAUUAUCGUUUUCAAGCUAAAGUUACAAGUCGUCCGGGGAUCCGCACAAUCGGUUACCGCUGAACAACAGCGUUUCAAGAUAGAGCGAAAUGUGUUAAAGAUGUCCACUUCUAUCGUGCUCAUGUUUGCGAUCUGCCAACUUCCCGCGACAAUCUACUAUCUUUUGUAUUUCUUCUCAAGAGAUUUAACCGUGCGACAUUCCUGUGGCUUUGCACAUUUUCAUUCCAUAUUGUCUCUAAAGCUGUAA
Molecule: messenger RNA, 939 nt
Organism: Stylophora pistillata
Lineage: Eukaryota; Metazoa; Cnidaria; Anthozoa; Scleractinia; Pocilloporidae
Product: neuropeptide SIFamide receptor-like
Source: RefSeq, a predicted model, not a curated record